CUCUGCCCUCCCUCAGCAGCAUGAGCAGCCCCGAGCCACCCUCCAAGACCCCGGGGCCCGACGUCCCCACCUGGCAGACUCAGCCCACGUACAUCAACCUCGGUGAGGUCCGUGCCCACCUGCUGCCCUCCAAGGCUAGUCGCUCCCGGACGUCAGAGUCCCUCUCGGCCGACCCGCAGCCCGCGCCCCCGCCCCUGCCCAAGAAGACGUUGCUCAGGACGAAGUCCCUGCCCACCCACAGGGCCCCCAGCCCCGCGCCAGCAGACCAGCCUCGGAGGCCCCUUCUGGGGUCCUUCAGCGUGGACGAGAGCCAGGCGUGCGACGACAGGGCCCGGCCAGCCUGUCCCCCCGCGGAGCUGCCCUUCAGCUCGCUGGGCCUCUCGGUCCACGACCUGCAGUGCCCCGAGGCCGUGUGCGCCGAGCUGGAGGCCCGGCAGCUGGUGGGGCUCAGCGCCGUGCACGCCCGCCUCCGGGCCCGGCUGCUGGGGGGCCACCCGGGCCCCUGCCACACCCGCCACAGCUUCCGCCUGCUGGACCAUGUGCCCAGCGCAGACGGCGGGGACGCGCUUUACUACCGCGUGGUGCGCAGGGACGACGACACCUGGCACGUCCUGGCCGCCAAGGUGCCCAAGCCGGAAGCCGAGACGCCCAACCCGUGGGGCCUGGAGCUGCAGGCCUCGCUGGCUCCGCAUUUCAACCUCCAGGGCCUGUGUGGCCUGGCGCCCGAGGGCGCGGUGCUCAACGCGCCUUGGAGAGGCCCCGUGGCGCUGGCCGCCGAGGUGCCGGAGCGCACGGUGACCCAGUGGCUGGCGGAGGAGGGCGCGCAGCGGGGGCCGGCGGACUUGGCGUGGGCGGUGGCCCUGCUGCUGCUGCAGCUGAGCGCGGCCCUGGAGCACCUGGAGGCGCAGGGCGCCGCGCUGGCGGAGCUGCGGCCCGAGAACCUGCCCCCGCUGGGGCCCUGGCUGCGGGUGCGCCGCGCGCUGCUGCUCCUGCACCUGGCCGAGCGGGCCGCGGGCGGGGAGGUGCCCGGCCUGGAGGACUGGCUGUGCUGUGAAUACCUGGCCGAGGCCACCGAGGACUCGCUGGGCCGCGCCCUGGCGCUGCUGUGGGACUGACCCCUCCCGAGGGCGACGCGCCUGUUCCGAG
Molecule: messenger RNA, 1146 nt
Organism: Ceratotherium simum simum (southern white rhinoceros)
Lineage: Eukaryota; Metazoa; Chordata; Mammalia; Perissodactyla; Rhinocerotidae
Source: RefSeq, a predicted model, not a curated record